Sporisorium graminicola is the source of this 3867-nucleotide messenger RNA. RefSeq lists its product as uncharacterized. The record is from RefSeq and is a predicted model, not a curated record. Gene Ontology annotation, biological process: tRNA wobble uridine modification; biosynthetic process. Gene Ontology annotation, cellular component: elongator holoenzyme complex. Lineage: Eukaryota; Fungi; Basidiomycota; Ustilaginomycetes; Ustilaginales; Ustilaginaceae. The transcript has a single exon. Gene Ontology annotation, molecular function: catalytic activity; protein binding. Bases 1 to 3867 code for a protein of 1288 amino acids.
AUGGCACCGCAGGCUGCAAGCUCGUACAUCUCGGCAGCGUUCAAUCGUGCCAACCACAUUGCCGAUUGGGCCAGUGCUCCUGACAGCGUCAUUGCCUAUGCUGCCAACAAGUCCAUUGCCAUUUGGGACAGACCAGGCCACCCAUCCUCCGCUGGCGUUACGCAGCUACUACCGACAGGCUUUUCCAAGACCAUCACAUGCCUUAAAUUCGCCACUUUGCACAGCAUUUCAUCCCAUUUAUGCAUCGUCGCCGGAUCGGCCGAAGGAACGAUUGGGGUGUGGGCUUUUCGAGAGGACCGGGGCUGGGCAAAGUCGCUCACGAUCCAACAGGCACACCAAGGCUCGGUAUCUACCAUCGGAGUGCUUCGCACCUCCCACGUCUCAUCUGAUCAGCGCCCGAUGAUCGUGUCUGGUGCUUCCGAUGGCCUGCUCAAAGUAUGGAUGCUGGCCGAUGACCUUUCGCAACCGCCGGCGCUGGUGCAGACCGUGGAUCUCAAAGGUCGAUUCCCUCUCGAUGUCUCGCUGUUGGUGCUGCCAAGCCGCAGUGCGCCUCAUCUGAUCAUGGCCUUGGCAACUACAACAAACAAGAUCGACAUUUACACCUCGAGUCUCGCCGCCAACCAGCUCGAAUUCCAGCAGAAGCUCUCUCUAGAAGGCCACGAGGAUUGGGUCAAAUCGCUAGAUCUCUGCAACACCUUUACCGCUGCUGACGAGCAGCAGCAAGACGACACUGUCAUGCUGGCAAGUGGAUCUCAAGAUUCAAGCGUCAGACUGUGGAAGAUUGCUCCCGCAGACCCAGCCGAAGCGACGACGUCGUCAAAACAAGCACGGGCCUCUCCGACAGACGACGACUUUGAGCAGAUGGUGGCCAAGAUCGAAUCAGAUCGCGACACAAAGGCCGGGGAGAUCUCGAAUCGCGCCCAUCCUUUCGACAUUGAGCGAGCAGACGGAACCAAACAGACCUGGGCCAUCACCUUUGACGCCUUGCUCGUUGGACAUGACAACUGGGUUACCGGAGUGCGCUGGCACCCAGCUAUUCCCGCUGCAAAGGGCCGCCUUGCACAGCCUGCCGCGCUCCUCUCUUCCUCAGCAGACAACAGUCUCAUCUUGUGGACGCCUUCUGGUCAGCUGUCCGAGGUCACGUCUCUGUCUCCCUUUGCCGCCUUUGACUCGAAUCUUCUCUCAACGGGAGGUGCACGUCGGGCUCGAGGACCGACCAUGCAUCACAUCGCCUCUUCCAUCUGGAUGCCCUCGCAGCGAUUUGGUGAGGUAGGCGGUGCCAGCAACUUGGGCUUCUUUGGUGCUUUGUGGCUGCCAAGUCCAUCAGCCGCACCUGCCGCUGUCGACCCCGAGCAGCCCGUCUCUGCCGUUGCCGCGCAUGGCUGGGGAGGCUCGGCCCACAUUUGGAGUCUCACCCAGCAAGCAGCAUCAUCGUCGAGCCCGCAGUGGCAAGUCACUGACCCCGUCACUGGCCACUUUGCGGCCGCAAGAUCUGUGGCAUGGGAGCCUUGUGGAGAGUACUUGGCCAGCUGUUCUGACGAUCAGACUACACGCUUGCAUGCGCGACCUAUGCAGAAGCGUGGGCAGCGCCUACACCCACGUCAAGCUAAGUGGCACGAGGUCGCACGUCCUCAAUCGCACGGCUACGACCUGCAUUCCGUCUCUUGGCUCGAUCGGCUCAACUUUGUUUCGGCCGCCGACGAAAAGGUGUUGCGCGUCUUUGCCGCUCCGCGAGGGUUCGUUGGCACCGCUGGCAAAAAUGGUCUUUAUUGCGCAACGCUAGGCUCUGAGGCCGAGUCGCGGGCCGCAUCUCGUCCCGUUGCAGGAAACGACGUCUUGCUCCAUCUGUCGGUCGAUCCACGAGCCGGUCUUCUCGCAUCGGCAAAGCGACACGGCGAUCUUAUCAAGAAGACCGUGCAGCAGCGCUGCAAGCAGCAGACCGAUGCCGUCACUGCUCUUGUGUCGUCUGCUCUCUUUCAAAGGCCCUUUGAUCGUCUCAGCUUUAAGCAGAUUGAACUCUAUCUCAAAUGGCUCUAUGCUCAGGCCUGGAGUGUUGCCGUUCAACGCGGAUUGAUGCUCGCCAACAUUACGGUUCUGCUCGUUCCCGAUGCUUCGACCGCUAGGGUUGCCAGCCGUUUAUACAGUGAAGAGGUUGAAGUUCUGUUGGAUGCCGAUCUCGACAAGGGUUCGGCAGCGACGUGGCGAGACCUUGGCGUCGAUGUUCGCAAGGUCGAGUCCGACAUCAACCUGCAGGAAAGUAGCGAAGCAGUCGGUCGAGACGAUGGCAAGGGUUUGACGUGCUACCCUGUUGUCGCGUUGGGCGGCACUUUCGAUCAUCUCCACGUCGGGCACAAGAUUCUGCUCACCAUGGCAGCGCUCAUCGCUGACCGUGAGAUCAUUGUUGGUGUCACCGACGAUGCCAUGCUCACCAAAAAAUCCAAUGCCGCCCUCCUCGAACCCAUCGGCGAGCGCAUCGCCACCGUCAAUGCCUUUCUCAGCCUCGUACGCUUGCCCUUUGCGCCCCUCAACCAGCGCGUAGUCAAGCUCGAAGACGUGGCCGGCCCUGCAGCUACUGAAGCUGAUCUACAGGCCUUGGUCGUCACGGACGAGACCAUCUCUGGGGCCGAGUUCAUCGACGGCAAGCGCAAAGAGAAUGGGCUUUUGCCGCUCCAGAACUGGGUGAUCGGCGUCGUUGGCAGCGAGGGCCAGACCGAGCUGCAGGGGGAUGCCAAGGCGUUGGCCGAAAGCAAGAUCGGUAGCACUGCAAUCCGUAAGUGGCUCUCCGCACAGGGAGCACGCCGCAUUCAGGCUCUAGAGACUGCGAAACGGCAUCGCGUGUCUCAUCAGCUGCGACUGUCAGCAGACAGCCAGGAAGCGGGGUCGGGCCCAAACAAAAGCGAGGAUGUCUCUGCACGCCCUGUUGGAGCCAGUGUGCCGCCACUGGGACUCUCAAAUCGCGCCGUGUUUGAAGGAUCUAGGAUCGAGGAAGCCCCCUCAGCGAGUGGACAGCCGAUUGGAUCAGCCAAGGAAUCGCUCUCUGCUGUGCUGCGUCAGCCGCCCUCGGAAGAACAGCUUUCGGUCGAGACGCUGUGGCCCGAGCUGGAAAAGCUGUACGGACACGGUUACGAACUGCUGUGGGUGAGUGCCAAUCCGGCCAAUCCCACAGAUGGAGGGCGAACGACGACGGGCGGACGCUUUGUUGCUUCGUGCUGUAAAGCGACGAGCCAGGACCAUGCCGUGGUGCGCAUCCACGACCGCGCUCAGAACUGGCGAGAGUGCGCCGUGCUCGAAGGACACACGCUCAGCAUUACGCGCAUUCAGUGGAGCAUGGAUUCACGCUUUGUGCUCACCUGCUCGCGGGAUCGAAGCUGGAGGAUGUUCGAAAGGGUGGCUGCGUCGAGCUGUGAUGGCGAGGUUCGAUUUGUGCCGUUCACAGGCGAGCGCUCGCAUGCUCGCAUCAUUUGGGACUGCGCCUGGUCGACGGACAUUGCCCGGCCUUAUGUUUUUGCUACGGCGUCGAGGGAUAAGACGAUCAAGAUCUUUGAGCUGGAGCUCGAGAAGGCGGCAAGCGAUAAGCCUUUUGCGCUGUUGCAGACGGUCAAGUUUGACGAAGCACUCACGUCGAUUGCGUUUGGAGCUGAUCUGGUGCUUGCCGUUGGCAAAGAGGAUGGCGGGGUCGAGAUCCUGCAGCGAAAGUCGGCGCAGUCGCAAGAAUGGACGACGAGCCUGAACGUGCCAGAUAUGGCAUCCGAGCAGAUCAACCAGCUCGCGUUCCGACCCGCGGUGCUCGACGACGGAGACGACGCAGUCCUGGCCUCUGCUUCUGAGGAUGGCAUCGUUCGUCUUGUCCGGAUUUCUGGGCUCUGA